Molecule: messenger RNA, 4269 nt
Organism: Oryzias latipes (Japanese medaka)
Lineage: Eukaryota; Metazoa; Chordata; Actinopteri; Beloniformes; Adrianichthyidae
Product: dnaJ homolog subfamily C member 11-like
Biological process (GO): cristae formation
Source: RefSeq, a predicted model, not a curated record
GGCGAGCGCUGUCAUCCGCCGUGGUGCUGAAGCUGGUGGUGCUGAAAGGACAGCUCCACGCGCGCCUACACAGCGCCGUGUCCACCUGCUCCCUUUGAGCCGAGCUUUAAGAUUAAAGUAAUGCCCGCACUGUCACUCUGCGCCUCAGGGUGAAAUAUCGCCUUUGCACCAAAUCCCUGUGUUUGACAGAGACAAUACCAGCCAUGUCUGCUUUGCGUCCUUGGAGUGCAGAAACACACAACUCUGGAGGAACACAUUUCGAGCAGGAGGCUCUGAAGAACAUGUACUGUUUCUGCCGAGAAAGGGUUGAUAGCUACUCUGGAGGAGCUGAAGGCGUCGUACCGAAGGCUGUGCAUGCUCUACCAUCCCGACAAGCACCGAGACCCGGAGCUGAAGAGACAAGCCGAGCAGCUUUUCAAUCGAGUUCACCAGGCUUACGAGGUGCUAAGUGAUGCUCACUCCAGAGCCAUCUACGACCUCUUUGGGAAGAAAGGACUGGAAGUGGAGGGCUGGGAGGUUGUGGAGAGGAGGAGGACACCAGCAGAAAUUCGGGAGGAGUAUGAACGACUACAGAGAGAAAGAGAGGAGAGGAGGCUGCAGCAAAGAACUAAUCCUAAGGGCACGAUCAGUGUCGGUGUGGAUGCAACAGAUCUUUUUGACCGCUACGAUGAGGACUUCGACGAGCUACCAGGAGGAGGUUUUCCUCACAUAGAAAUAAACAAGAUGCAUAUUUCCCAGUCUAUAGAGGCUCCUCUGACAAACAACGACACAGCAAUGCUGUCAGGUUCUCUGUCCACGCACAAUGGAAGCGGAGGGGGCAACAUUAACGUGACCGUCCGCAGAGUCCUGUCCGCUAAGGGAUGGGGGGAAGUUGAGUUUGGAGCUGGAGACAUUUUAGGACCUCUCAUUGGAUUGAAAAUGUUUCGCAACAUUACUCCGCGGUGUUUCCUGACAGCUCAGUGCGGGCUGCAGUUUUCUCCUCGGGGCCCGCGGCCGAGCUGCUCUCUGAUGACGGCACGCCACUUGGAUCAGAACACAAUGGGCUAUCUGCAGUGGCGCUGGGGGCCCACCAGUGCCAUGACCUCCAGCCUGGUCAGGGACACAAAGAGCAGUCACUUCACACUAGCUCUACAGUUAGGGGUGCCACAUUCGUACCUCAUGAUGAGCUACCAGUACAAGUUCCAGGAUGAAGACCAGACCAAAGUGAAAGGAUCGCUAAAAACUGGCUGGUUCGGCACUGUGGUGGAAUAUGGAGCAGAGAGGAAGAUCAGCCGACACAGUGUCCUGUCGGCCACAGUCAGCAUGGGUGUCCCACAGGGAGUCACGCUCAAGCUCAGGCUGGCGCGUGCCAGUCAGACAUACCUGUUUCCAAUCCAUCUGACUGAUCAACUGCUGCCAAGUGCCGUCUUCUAUGCCACCGUGGGACCUCUGGUGGUCUACAUGGCCAUCCACAGACUGAUCAUCGUCCCGUACACACAAGCUCAGAAGGAACAAGAGCUGGAACUGCAGCGGAAAAGCUCAGCCACAGACAUCGCCAAGAAGAAGCAGGAGGCAGAGUCUGCUGUUCUGCUGAUGCAGGAGUCUGUGAGGAGAAUCGUAGAAGCAGAAGAAUCCAAAAUGGGGCUGAUCAUCCUGAAUGCCUGGUAUGGAAAGUUUGUGUCGGAGACCAGCCAGAAGCAGGAGAAAGCCCGGGUGAUCGACGUGACCGUGCCACUGCAGUGCCUGGUCAAAGACUCCAAGCUCAUUCUCACCGAGGCAUCCAAGGUAGGGCUGCCAGGCUUCUACGACCCGUGCGUGGGAGAAGACAAGAGUCUGAAAUUACUGUAUCAGUUUAGGGGCGUCAUGCAUCAAGUCAUUUCUGCAGACGAUGAGGCUCUACGGAUACCUAAGCAAUCUCACAGAAUAGAGUCCGAGUCCUAGGGGCCCACUGCUGUUGGAGUACCAGAUAAAUCAGACUUGCAGUGUUUGCAGAAGAAAGCGAGAUGAGAAGAGAUGCAUCAAAAAUGAGUUUUCUAUUCUCCUCUGGCCUUCCUCCUUUGUGAACUAAAGUUUCUUCGCCUCUUCCUGGACGUCCGUUCCCAGUUUCAGCAGAGCGCAGGAGUCGUCUCUGAGGCCCUUCUGUUGACGUCACCUGGCAGAGCGGCGCACCUGUCUGCCCACCCCAAGAACGGUGACACCUCUCAGUAACGAGUCACAAGUGGUUUUCUUUUUCUGACUUUUAUUGCGUUCUCUGUGCACCGUCAUUGUAGCCUUUGUCCUACAUGUAGAACAUCCUGGUAGUUAUGAGGAUUACCUUUUCCAGUAAGUCUGUCUGCAAGACGGCUUAUCUAAAGCAGAUGCUAACACGGAACAGCUGGACUUGUGUUUUAUUUUGAAGGAUUCUUCGUCUGAAUUCUUGGUUUUUGUGACACGUCUACCUGCUGUUUAGACGUUUACCUGUGCAGCGGAUGACAGAAGAAAGGGAAAUAACCUCCCGAGUGGAAAAUUCCCUUUCAAUGUGAGUGAUCCGGCUAAACAACAAACUCUGUUCCUGUCCAUUUUUUUUUCUAGGUUGCAGAUAUUCAGCUGGGAAAUGAUUGGUGUUGGAGUUUUAUUGAGCUUUUCUGCACAACUGCAGCUAAAACUAAAUUUUCGGUAUUUAUUAAUUAUUAAUUUACCUAGUUUAUUUAUUUUUACUUGGCUGGUGUGCAUCUGCCAAAAACCCCAGUGAUAAACAUAAAUAUUGGUAUGGAUUUUACGACAUUGUUGUCGGAUGCAUCGCUAGGACAGAAAACAUCAGCACUUUAGUUUGUUCUGAAGGAAAUUCCUGCAGAUGAGCCUGACUUUAUUCAUUCAAUCACUUUUUUGAAAUUGCACACAGUCCAAGCACAUUCUGGCUUUUCGGAUUGGCUAUAAAUAAACAAACCCAACAGUUGUUGCGUUUUAAACCUUAAAACUCACAAAAAGUCACAUUUCUCACAGAGCUUUUGUAAUAAAGUGUCUGCUGAGUUAUAAUUCACAGCGUUCAAUUCGUGUGACGGUUUUUUGGCACAAAAUUAGGCCUUUGAAUGAACCUCUACAAUGUACUUAAGUGCAUAUCGACAUGUAAGAAGUGAAGUUUCAAAGAUGUUUACAAAAAACUAAAUCAAGUGAAAGAAUUGAUUUGUCUUCUCAGUCAGCUCAUUGAUCUAAGAAGCUGCAUUUUACACAGUUUUGCUGAAUUAACAUCCACAUGCGGAGGAUGAUGGCAGAGUUUUAUUCUUAAAGUUCAGUUUUCAUGUCAUUUGAGACUAUUUUAUGAGGCUAAUUGUAACUAAAAUAGGGGUGGAGCCUUUGAAUGUUGUUUUUUUUGUAAAAAAGUGUCAGCUUUCAUCUCAUUCGGAGGUCAUUUCUGUAGCAUCUCCCCUCCACUGUUUUUGUCCUUUAUUCUGUAAAGAGGGAUUGGGCUGCUUUUGCACAAGCGGCACCAUGAGGCGAGUGAACAAACUGCCCUUCAUGUUCCCCGUCAUCCACACUGGUUCACCUUAGGUAGGUGGUAUGUAUGGUUUUAAGUAAAUAUGUAUUCUAACCUGGAAAAAUACAAUAAAUAUGCAAUAUAUGGAAGAAAAAAAAAGGUUCUAGGCUUUGAUUAAACAACCAUUUCAGAAGGAUUGUACUUUAUAACACUGACAAAACGUAGAGGUAAAAUGGUAACUCUUUAUUUACAAUACUGUACAAUAGUUUCACAGAAACAGUUUGCAACACUGUACAGACGAGGCUUUCUCAGCAAGGGGAUCCAGAAGUGGAAUAAACCAUCACAAUAACCGUCGCUGACAUUACGAACGCUCCCGGCUUUAGGACACAAACCAAAACGUACAUUUUGUGCCGGAUUCAAGUAAACAAAAGUAACCUUUGAAAAAUCUUUCCAUUUCAGUGAUUGCUGGUUCAAACUCUUAAAUGAACGUUGGUAAGAAAAAAACCAGACUACAGAACUCUGGAAGCUCGGGUCUUUCUGCAAACUCAAUCCUUCCAUGUGUCAGAUGUGUCCUGGUCAAGUCAUGGAUUCUGCAUUCUGUGGUGAAAAUCUGUCCCUUUACAGUAUGGCUUUUGUAUUUACCGGCAGGCCUGACAGCAGGUGGCACAUGUAUGAUAAAGCCUCAAGUCUUUGACACAAAAAAACAGAAACACAGCAAUAAAAGUCCCAAAACGUUUCUUUUUAUAACAUUAACUUUGUGUGGAAGAUUAAUACUGUAUCAAACUGAGGUGCUUUGAGACUGAGAUCUGUUAAAAAAUAAAAAAAACCUGCUUCCA